AUGUCCACCACAGUAACCGAGCAGGAAGCGCCUCGCGUCGCCCUUAGCCGGGCGUUUGAUGAUAGCGUUCACGAGGGGUACAAAUAUACCAACUACCUUCCCGUCUACGACAACGUCACCAGACUACCCCCGACAGAGCCAUUCCCCUUCGAAGAUCGUGGCCAUCUAGCCGAAAAGUCCAAACCUCAUAUUCUCAACACAGGCAACCCGGAUGUCCAAAUCACAAAGCUGACUCCUCGUGUCGGGACUGAGAUUCGGGGUCUCCAGCUCGCGCAGUUGACAGAUACCCAGAAGAAUGAACUAGCUCUUUUGAUCGCUGAAAGAGGGGUUGUUGUGUUUCGGGGCCAGGAUUUCAAGGAUAUUGGGCCUGAGCGACAGAAAGAGUUUGCGGCUUAUUUUGGAAAGCUGCAUAUUCACCCCGUUGGUGCCCACGUCGAAGGCCACCUGGAAUUCCACAAUAUCUACCUUGGUCCAGACAACUUGUAUCGUGCACAACAGCGCUCGACCAAGUUGACAACAACAGGAUACCACUCAGACGUCUCAUACGAGCAUCAGCCACCCGGAAUCACCAUCUUGACUUUACUCAGUGUGCCAUCUUCCGGUGGUGACACUGGCUGGGUGUCUCAGGUUGCUGCCUAUGAACGUCUAUCAGACCCGAUCAAGACUCUACUCGAGGGUCUUCGAGCUGAGCAUAGCGGCUUUCCACAGGCGGAGAAUGCGCAGCGCGAUGGAAAGUUUGUCCGAAGAGAUCCUGUCAAGUCGGAGCAUCCUAUCGUUCGGGUUCAUCCUGUAACCGGCCAAAAAGCCCUCUAUGUCAAUCCCGGCUUCACCAAGCGCAUUAUCGGUCUCAAGGAUGAAGAGUCGGAUGCUAUACUCCAGCUUUUAUUCAAGCAUAUUUCACUCUCGCAGGACGUGCAGGUCCGCGUGAAAUGGGACGAUCGGACCGUCUCCCUUUGGGACAACAGAGUCACGGCCCACACAGCCAUUUCCGACUAUGAUGUUCACAACAUCGAAGAAGGCGGAGUGCGACAUGGGAUUCGUCUGACGACACUUGCUGAGAAACCUGUUGGGGUGAAUGGUUUGGAAAGUGUGUGGCAAUGA
Aspergillus wentii DTO 134E9 is the source of this 1101-nucleotide messenger RNA. Its product is annotated as TauD/TfdA dioxygenase family protein. The record is from RefSeq and is a predicted model, not a curated record. Gene Ontology annotation, cellular component: cytoplasm. NCBI's taxonomy places the organism in Eukaryota, Fungi, Ascomycota, Eurotiomycetes, Eurotiales, Aspergillaceae. The transcript has 5 exons. Gene Ontology annotation, molecular function: 2-oxoglutarate-dependent dioxygenase activity. The coding region runs from base 1 to 1101 and encodes 366 amino acids.